Messenger RNA from Homo sapiens (human), 6704 nucleotides. It is a transcript of the gene DTNA, whose product is annotated as dystrobrevin alpha. The record is from RefSeq and is a predicted model, not a curated record. Gene Ontology annotation, cellular component: synapse; cytoplasm; plasma membrane. Gene Ontology annotation, molecular function: zinc ion binding. The transcript is spliced from 22 exons. Bases 543 to 2594 code for a protein of 683 amino acids. Lineage: Eukaryota; Metazoa; Chordata; Mammalia; Primates; Hominidae.
AUCCUCAGGAAACCCUGGUACUGGCAGCAGCCAGCCUCUGCUGUGCCCACAUGACCCACAACUCUGGCAGCGGACCCGGCACUUCCAACAUUAUUAAAUAAUAAGAAAGCGGCUCCUACUCCAGGCUCAAACCUCCCUGCAGACCAAUGGACACCUUCUAAGAGUUUGGCGAGUCAGUGACUGAAGCGCCCGUCCAUUCCAAGAUAAAUAGGAUUUACCAAUCCUUGGAUGAAGUGCUUGGGAAGUCUUUAAGUGCCAUAAUCAACUGCCAUUUCAAAGAAUAUAGAUGGUUUUGAAAAGUUCAUGCUGUCCCUUCAUUGAAUUUUAGAGGUCAUCUCAACUGCUCAUCUGUCCAUUUUAAUGUACUGUGGUUGGACUCUGAAGGACAUGAUGUUCCUUCUACCAACAAUUUUCAUCUAUUCAACCAAUGUCAAUGUUGAACCUGCAAUGCCUAAUUUAGAAUCCUUUCAGACAAUGCGCAAAUGCCAUCAUGAACAGAAUUUCUAAAACUCCUUCAUCAUCCUAAAGCUGGGAGACACAGAAUGAUUGAAGAUAGUGGGAAAAGAGGAAAUACCAUGGCAGAAAGAAGACAGCUGUUUGCAGAGAUGAGGGCUCAAGAUCUGGAUCGCAUCCGACUCUCCACCUACAGAACAGCAUGCAAGCUUAGGUUUGUUCAGAAGAAAUGCAAUUUGCACCUGGUGGACAUAUGGAAUGUCAUAGAAGCAUUGCGGGAAAAUGCUCUGAACAACCUGGACCCAAACACUGAACUCAACGUGUCCCGCUUAGAGGCUGUGCUCUCCACUAUUUUUUACCAGCUCAACAAACGGAUGCCAACCACUCACCAAAUCCAUGUGGAGCAGUCCAUCAGCCUCCUCCUUAACUUCCUGCUUGCAGCGUUUGAUCCGGAAGGCCAUGGUAAAAUUUCAGUAUUUGCUGUCAAAAUGGCUUUAGCCACAUUGUGUGGAGGGAAGAUCAUGGACAAAUUAAGAUAUAUUUUCUCAAUGAUUUCUGACUCCAGUGGGGUGAUGGUUUAUGGACGAUAUGACCAAUUCCUUCGGGAAGUUCUCAAACUACCCACGGCAGUUUUUGAAGGUCCUUCAUUUGGUUACACAGAACAGUCAGCCAGAUCCUGUUUCUCCCAACAGAAAAAAGUCACGUUAAAUGGUUUCUUGGACACGCUUAUGUCAGAUCCUCCCCCGCAGUGUCUGGUCUGGUUGCCUCUUCUGCAUCGACUAGCAAAUGUGGAAAAUGUCUUCCAUCCGGUUGAGUGUUCCUACUGCCACAGUGAGAGUAUGAUGGGAUUUCGCUACCGAUGCCAACAGUGUCACAAUUACCAGCUCUGUCAGGACUGCUUCUGGAGGGGACAUGCCGGUGGUUCUCAUAGCAACCAGCACCAAAUGAAAGAGUACACGUCAUGGAAAUCACCUGCUAAGAAGCUGACUAAUGCAUUAAGCAAGUCCCUGAGCUGUGCUUCCAGCCGUGAACCUUUGCACCCCAUGUUCCCAGAUCAGCCUGAGAAGCCACUCAACUUGGCUCACAUCGUGCCUCCCAGACCUGUAACCAGCAUGAACGACACCCUGUUCUCCCACUCUGUUCCCUCCUCAGGAAGUCCUUUUAUUACCAGGAGCAUGCUUGAGAGUUCAAACCGGCUUGAUGAAGAACACAGGCUAAUUGCCAGGUAUGCGGCAAGGCUGGCAGCAGAGUCCUCUUCGUCUCAGCCACCUCAGCAGAGAAGUGCUCCUGACAUCUCUUUCACCAUCGAUGCGAAUAAGCAGCAAAGGCAGCUGAUUGCUGAGCUAGAAAACAAGAACAGAGAAAUCUUACAGGAGAUCCAGAGACUUCGGCUAGAGCAUGAACAAGCUUCUCAGCCCACGCCAGAGAAGGCACAGCAAAACCCCACCCUGCUGGCAGAACUCCGGCUCCUCAGACAGCGCAAAGAUGAGCUGGAACAGAGAAUGUCUGCUCUCCAGGAGAGCCGGAGAGAGCUAAUGGUCCAGUUGGAGGGUCUCAUGAAGCUACUAAAGACUCAGGGGGCAGGCUCUCCCCGCUCCUCCCCCAGCCACACCAUCAGCAGGCCAAUUCCCAUGCCCAUCCGGUCAGCGUCAGCCUGCUCCACCCCGACGCACACGCCGCAGGACUCCCUCACAGGAGUAGGGGGAGAUGUACAAGAGGCAUUUGCACAAAGUUCAAGAAGAAACUUAAGGAAUGACUUGCUAGUGGCUGCAGAUUCCAUCACUAACACUAUGUCCUCUCUUGUGAAAGAGCUGAAUUCUGAGGUUGGGAGUGAAACAGAGAGUAAUGUGGAUUCUGAAUUUGCACGGACUCAGUUUGAGGAUCUUGUUCCCUCACCAACCUCUGAAAAGGCUUUUCUAGCGCAAAUCCAUGCCCGAAAACCUGGGUACAUUCACAGUGGAGCUACCACAAGUACCAUGCGUGGCGACAUGGUUACGGAGGAUGCAGAUCCCUAUGUGCAGCCUGAAGAUGAAAACUAUGAAAAUGACUCUGUCCGGCAGCUGGAGAAUGAGCUCCAGAUGGAGGAAUACCUGAAACAGAAGCUGCAAGAUGAAGCUUAUCAGGUCAGCUUGCAAGGUUGAAUGCAAUAUCCUUUUAUCACACUCCUCUCAAGCAAGCUAUAGUCAGACAGAUGAUGAAAGUAACAUGAAAACUGGUGAUGAUGGAGAGCCCUGUGGCCACACAGAGGAGGAAGACAGCAGCCUGGCAGCAGCCUCACCGAAGAGAGGAACCACCACACCCAGCAGCUCCUGACAGACCCCCACCCCUAAAGAUGUGUCCUGAUGACUAUAGUGCAGCUAACUUUUUGUUCUCAGAUUUGUAGUGCAUAGGUGUGUGUUUCAAGAAGGAAAAAAAAAGACUUCUGUUCAAAGUUAACUUAUCAGCUACAUCCUCUGUAACGUGGUUCAUCCCUGGUUAAAAAGCAAACAAACACAGGCUGAAAACCCAUGCUGCUGUUAUACACAAUGGCAGUAUUAACAAGCAUUUUAAACCUUUGCACAUGAUAUUGAACCUGUUCAGUUUACAAUGACAAUAUUAAUACUGUUUAUAGCUAGAAGUUUGAUUUCUGAAUUCUUUGAGAUUUUAGCAAAACAGUUUAUUAUACACUGUACAUUUUUUUCACAGCAAUUGGAAAAAAACAACCACUUGCAAUCAUUCAAUAACCCUGAAGAAUUUGGUUCCUGAGUGUACAAACUCAGAGCCCGGAAGCCAAGAAGGGUCCUUGGCCUGCACGGUCUGUAGUUGACUCCAAGUCUCUGUGAGCAGUGACUUGAACCAAACACACCAGGAAUAAUCCAUUCUUUGGGGCCUCUUUCCAACUCGAGGUUGUUUUCUUUCAAGAUACUCUAAUCAGCCAUAGAAUUUAGUGUAAAUAUUUUUUUUUCCAAAUAGAUAUCAUAUUCAAAAAAGGCAGCAUUCAAAUUAUAUAGAAUCUAGUUUUUAAAAUCAGCACAGAUCUUCUUAAAAACUGUGAACUAUGUUUUGAAAUACUCGUUACUAAAGCUGUUUAUAAACCACAGGUGCCAUAAGAUCCCCAAACGGACUAAAGUUAUCUCUGCUCUUCCAUGGUCUUGUUCCUCUCGUUUUGGCUUUAGGAAGCAUGUCUUUAACAGCACCGCUCGUUCACAAGUUCCCCCAUCAAGUUGUUUGGAGGCCUUCAGCUUUAAAUGUACAGGCUUAAAGUGCGCUUGCAAACGUUUGCUCUCCUUUUUUUCUGAAUGUUGAUUGCCUUAGCUGGCCACCUGGUGUUCUGCAUGUAGCCUUCUGUGGUCAUGUGAAAGGAGACAGGCUCUUCUAAGUUGAGUUGGGAUUUUUGCACUCAGUGAAAAGCUGAAGUGCAAAAGAGCUAUCAAAGACAAGAGGAUAAAAGACUGGGAUAGUCUUUUCCAAGGACCCUCUUUAGAGGGCCCUAAAGACCUCCUUUGGGAAUUCUGGGGAAAAAGAAAAAGUAAUCUUCUACUUGCUUCAAGAUUUGAUUUUUUUAAAAAAGCCUGCGACCUAUUCAAUACAUUAUGCUUAAAUUAGCAGUUUCUCUGGAAUUCCUGUCUCUCCUUUAAAAGAAAGGAGAGAACAUUUUAGAACAAUAGUUCUCAAAGUGUGUUCCCCGGACAAGCAGCAUCUGCAACACUUAGGAAGGUCUUCGAAAUACUAAUUUGUAAGCCCCACCUCAGGCCUACUGAAUCAGAAGCUCUGGGGGUUGGGUCCAGAAGUCUGUUUUAGUCAACCCUCUAGGUGAUUCUGAUGCUCGCUAAAGGUUGAGAACUACUGCUUUAGAAUGAAGUCGUAUAAUAAAGUCUCUGAAAAGGCCUUAUUCAGAAUAAGCAAGAAAGGUUCUGUGAUUCACUUUUGCUUCUGGGGCUGGCAAAAACCUUCUCUGAACCCACACACCAAGUUCGUAGUUGGUAGGUGCCCAGCCAAGUCCUGACAUCUUCAUGCCCCCUCUGCAGAGGGCGGCUGUACGAUGUUCACAUGUCUGCGUUUGGUCAGACAUCAUCUCCUUGGCUGCCCUUUGAAACCAAAUCACUUGCCUUGGGGAUAAAGUGCUCAAUUGGCAUUAGUGAGAAGCCCAUCCUAUCCCUUGACAUACUUAAUCAUAUAUCUCUCCAGAGAACUCACCUGACAAAUGUCUCUGAGCACAGGCUGACACCAAAGUGGCACAACUGCACAGUUCUCAGAUUUCUUUGCACAGAUUGAUUUUUAUUGCGGGUUUUGUUGGGGUGUCUUAAUGUUCAUCUCUUUUCCACUGCCCAUCCUCUGUGAACCCAUACCUCUCUAGAUGGAGCAGGUGGCCACUGGUGCCUCAUACUCAGUAUUGAAAACCACUACAUCCCAGCUACCUAUAAUGCUGUCAGCUCAAAAUCAUAGCCAGGUAGUUCUUGAACUCAGAACUUAAAUCCUGCACGUGGCACUCCACCACUGACUGGACCGAGCUGGCAUAUGUUGUUUCUUUGUGUUUCUACAUCAAAAUGUUCGUCUAAGAUUUGAACUGUUCUGCUGAUAACCUUCCCCGUUGUCAUAGCUAUUUCAUUGCCAACCAACUCCAUCACAUGGUUGUUGAUAUCGUCAUAUAAAGCCAUUGCAAGGACUCUGGAAACUGCCGCCAAUGACCAAUUUCUGACUAACCAGCCACCUUUUCUCUCUCUUAGCUCCACGUCAGCACUGAGACCAGACUCGAGCACCCCUGUCCUGUAAGCGAGACAAAAUGGCGUGUGUUAUUUUGGGGUUUUGUGUUUUUUGGUGGGUUUCUUUCCUUGGCUCUCCAGAUUUACUUUUGGGGCCUGUUCUAAGUGCAAACCCAGCAAGUUUCACUUGUCCUGUCCAUUAGAUACAACUACAUCUUGCGGGGGUUGUUUCUUUCUUGUUCCACAAUGAAUUGCACAUCCAUCUCCAUCAGAGCUGAUAGCCUGUUAAUAAGCACUGGUCUAACACAGCCAACCCUCCUCCACAGCGCCAUAUUAAUGGAGGAGGGGAGGAAGGUGAAAUCUACUGCAUGGGAUUCAGGAAACAGUUGUGGUUGGUCAGGACGGAAGUUGGGGUAAGUUUGGUUGGUCAGAGGGAGUUGUGCUGGAGAUUGUGAAAAAUGGGUUCUUGAAUGAUCUACUAUAAGGCAGGGAAGGUUCAUUUGUAAGUAGUAAUGUGAACUGAAUUGCAUUAAGAGUGUGUGGCCUUUGUUGUGAUAUACUAUGUAUUUUCUUAUAUGCAUGAGCCAAACUGUUGCAUCAUAAUUUAGCACUGAUGUCUGCUUUUAUUUUGAUCAUCUUUGUCCACCCUUAUUAGUUCUUGGCUGUUAACCGUAGAUAGAUCUUGUAAAUCCAGCAACCUUUGGUUGCUGCAUUCCCCUUGGUUCGAUUCCACGCAAGGAGCCACAAGUGAGAACUCCACUGUCCUUAGAAGAAAGGGCAUUUUUACUUUUGAACCAAAAAGAGAAAAAAAAAUCAGAAGUGUUGCAUCUUGAGGCGAAUUAACUGUAAGACAUUUUUAAUUAUGACUACUGCAAUUUGACACCAUUUGAAAUAAUCAAUUCAGAGACACUAAAGAUUUCACAAUAUUCAUUGGUAUUGUAAAAAAAAAAUACUAUUGUAUGGAUUUUUGUAUUGCUGUUAAGUAUUGUUUUGUGUGUGUGUGUGUGUGUGUGUGUUGGAACCUCCUGGGGACAUGUUAUAUUUUGAAGUGAUUAAACUAUUUAAUUGUGUGUCUAUAUUUUGGAGUGGAAUAAUUUCUUCAUUAAAAAAUGUUUUUAAAAACACUAUAUCUUGGGUGGUUUAUUCCUUUGUUUCAGUGAAUCUUUCCUAAAGCAACGUGGAGUCAGUCUGUUGAAAGAAGGAAGGCAGGUACUUGCAGUUUAAAGCAGGACCCAUUGAUGGAAUAUUGAGCCACCGAGGCAAAAUAGCUCACCUUCUCUUGCCUUGGGGGAUGCAUGGUUUUUACCAUUCUACUGUUUUAUUAGCAUCUGUGAGCAUCUAAUAGAAAUACUAUUCUGCUAUUUAUGGAAAUCCUUAUUAUAAUUGAUAUGGAAGUGAGUUUGAAAUUCUAACAGCUAACAUAUUUCAUGUUUGUAUCACACACUGUUCUUAACACUUUAUGUGACUUCACUCAAUUCUUUGAAUCCUCUGCAUCUAGCCAUGUAUUCUGCAAAUAUUAAGUGCUCAAUGGUUUUUUUGUUGAAUUACUGAAUAAAUGAAUUAGUGGUG